Molecule: messenger RNA, 966 nt
Organism: Aricia agestis (brown argus)
Lineage: Eukaryota; Metazoa; Arthropoda; Insecta; Lepidoptera; Lycaenidae
Product: zinc finger protein 511
Exons: 4
Coding region: 196-870 (224 amino acids)
Source: RefSeq, a predicted model, not a curated record
GCGUACAAAUAUAUACUAGUAAUGUGUUUUGCGUGAAUAAUGAAAAUAACUCUCAGAAUUAUUAAUAACUACCGUACUCUUUUGUUUAAAUUUAUUAACUAAACGUUUAUGUCGAUUAGUGAUUACAUACCUUUCUUUGUCUUAUUUCACUCAUCGUUGUGGAGGUUAUGAAGUAAAUUUGGAACAAGAUAAGUAAUGGAAGCUCAAGAAUUAAUUCAAAAUUUGAUUAACUAUGGUGUUGGGAGACGGAAACUUAAUGACAAGAUCUUUGCUCCAGAUAAGGCUUUAGCAAGACUUGGAAUUUAUGAUGAGGAUAAUGAAGAUUUCUAUCACUCUAUGAUGGAAACACCAUGCAUUGUGCCAGGAUGUAAAUUUGUAGGGCAGUCUUUACUAGAGUUCGAAAAUCAUUACAAUUCCUACCAUCGCUAUUCUUGUAUAACAUGUAAGAAGAGUCAACCAUCAAGACAUUUGCUCGACUUACAUAUACAAGAAAGUCAUGACUCCUUUUUCUCUGUUAUGGCUGCUAAGAAACCAUCUUAUUCCUGUUACAUUGAAGAAUGUACAGAAAAAUUUCAGAAUGCUGAAUUAAGAUUCGAGCACUGUUUACAAGUCCAUAAACUACCAAAAGAUUUCAGAUUUGAUUAUAAACCAAAGUUGGUCAAGAAAAAGAAGAGCAAAAACAAAAAUACUUCCAGUUCCAUGGAUGUGGACAGGGAAAAUAUAAACAGUACCUGUAUAAAUUUCAGCAACAGUAAAACUAAAACAUUCAAACCAUUUAAAAAGUUUACUUGUGAUAAAACAAAAGGUUCUGUGGAUGUUAAUAUAGACCAAGUGAUGACAGAUCUACAGGAAAGUUUACCAAUCACAUAGUAAACUGAUUGCAGUUACCCUGUUCUAAAGCUCUGUGAUACUAAUAUACCAAUUAUAUUUUUAAUGCAAGGAAAAAAUACCACAGUGUACUUUUAA